AAAGUGUGUGUGUGUGGUAGAAGAUAGUCUCGAAUCGUUGAAAGGAGUUAUGAAGAUGUUCUUAAGUUAUAUUCUUGGCUUAUAUUUAUUAAUAGAACCGAUACAUGGAAAUGCACAGCAAUGUGACAAGAACGAUUUUGAUGCGAACUCCCACGAGUGCCAAAAGAACUUCAAAGACUUCCUCGAACACCUACAAGCAGAUGUAAAUCUAACAAAUGAACUUUUUGUAGAAGAGAAAUGCUGCGCCUUCGUCAGAGCGGAAACUUGUUUAGUGACAGGAGCUGACGCUUCUGGUUGUCAGGACAAGAAGAAAGAAAUUGAGGACCUCCUCAAUGGCUUUAAGUCUGAAGUUGAUGUCAAGAAAUACUGUUUAAAUUUUGACAAUAGGAAAUGUGUGGAGAAAAAAGACUUACGACUCAAUGGCACAACUAACGAAGAGAAUUGUAGACUAGAAGAGCUUCAAAAGAGAACCACUGAAUGCAGUAACAUUUCGAAACAGGCAAAAUAUAAUGCGGGCGAAGAACGAGAUGAAGUAAAAAGGAAGACUAUGCUUUGUUGUGCAAUGAAAGAGUUGGGUUCCUGUAUGAGUGAAGCAGCGAUAAAGUCAAACUGUGUAAAGAUGGUGGAAGGUAUGGAAAUGAUAGAAAACGCCAGCAUGAAUAUGACCUUCAACGCCACCUGCAUGAAUUUUGAUAGCAGUGUUUGUAAAUCAAAUUCAGCCGAAGUGAAUGUUGGAAUGUUGUCUUUAGUACUAGUUGUGCUGGUAUUUUUAAUACUAAACUGUUAACUGUUAUAUAUAUCAUUGUUAGUUUAUUCUUUGCUAAAUUGAUAAGGUUGAAUUAUUAAACCAAUAUUUCAGAAUAGUUAUAUUGCUAAAUAAAUCUGUAGGGUUCGGCUUCAUAAAACAAACUACAUCUGUGUUUCAUUAUUAACAACUUAGUCUGUAUUAAAUGUAUUUUCG
Molecule: messenger RNA, 961 nt
Organism: Limulus polyphemus (Atlantic horseshoe crab)
Lineage: Eukaryota; Metazoa; Arthropoda; Merostomata; Xiphosura; Limulidae
Exons: 5
Coding region: 50-787 (245 amino acids)
Source: RefSeq, a predicted model, not a curated record